Messenger RNA from Suillus subaureus, 1292 nucleotides. Its product is annotated as uracil-DNA glycosylase-like protein. Gene Ontology annotation, cellular component: nucleus; mitochondrion. The record is from RefSeq and is a predicted model, not a curated record. The coding region runs from base 92 to 1144 and encodes 350 amino acids. Gene Ontology annotation, biological process: base-excision repair; base-excision repair, AP site formation via deaminated base removal. NCBI's taxonomy places the organism in Eukaryota, Fungi, Basidiomycota, Agaricomycetes, Boletales, Suillaceae. Gene Ontology annotation, molecular function: uracil DNA N-glycosylase activity. The transcript has 9 exons.
UUAGCAAUCAAAAUGUAGACUCCGAAGGGAUCCAUGUCGCGUCCGGGCUAGAUUUUCGCGUUUUUUCUCUCUUUCAUAGCCUCUCAACGUCAUGUCUGAUGAACAACGCGUCGUCUACCUGGAAGAUGUCGAAGCGGCAGUGCUUUCGACUUCUAACCCGGACAAAGACUCCGAAUCACCUAGCUCAACAUCACAAGAUGGCGCAGUAAAGGCCACAGUGACGGCAACACAGGCAACAGGCACGUUGAAGAGGCAGCGCACUCUGAUGGAUAUGCUAUCUGGACCACAGGAUUGUAAAAUCGCCGGAGUUCAGCGUUUAAAUGCGAUACCUUUCUCGCUGUCCCAAUACAUCGAAUCAAUUCCGCAGGAUCGCAGAUAUUUGCUAAAGCUGGAAUCCGAAUGCAUGGGCAAGAGUUGGUUGAAACUUCUAAAGGAAGAGAUCAAAAAGCCAUAUUUUAUCUCACUGAAGAAGUUCCUGUGGGAGGAAGGAGUUCAUGGCCCUGACGAGAGUGCUAAAAAUCUCAAAGUAUACCCCUCACCAAAAAAUAUUUAUGCGUGGUCUAAUACGCCCCUCGGAAAGGUGAAGGUCGUAAUCAUUGGCCAGGACCCCUACCACGGUCCGAAUCAAGCUCAUGGCCUCUGUUUCUCCGUCCCCAAGGGCGUCACUGUGCCGCCUUCUUUGAAAAACAUCUAUGCUGAGAUUAAGGCCGAGUAUCCCGAAUUCGAACCUCCUAAGCAUGGUAACCUCACAGCGUGGGCUGAUAAUGGUGUCCUCAUGUUAAACACCUGUCUUACUGUGAAGGCAAACAAAGCAGGGUCCCAUUCCGGCAAGGGCUGGGAAGAAUUUACUGACAAGGUUGUGGAUGUGGUUGACAAGUACGGCGGUGCCAAUCUUUCGUCCGGCGGAGAUUCCGAGAUGAACGGGAUUGGGCGUGGAGUGGUAUUCUUGGCUUGGGGGUCAUGGGCCGCAAAGCGUGUGGCCAAACUCAACAAGAUAAAACACUUGAUUCUGACUAGUGCCCACCCUUCGCCCUUCAGUGCUCAUAAGGGCUUUCUGGGCAAUGGUCAUUUCAAGGCUGCGAAUGACUGGCUCGAGAAGAAGUAUGGACCUCAAGGCAGAGUCGACUGGUGCAAUCUGGAUUAAUUGAACUAAUCAACGCAUGAAAAGCAUAAGAUACCACUCUUGUUAAUAUACCUACAGGAUACUGCCUGCACAUAUUGUAUACAUUGCGUAGUUUUUGCUAGUAGGUCUAGAUUCGCUGGCGCGCGUGAACGACUGCAUAAGGUGAUGA